AUGCCAAGUUAGACGCACGGAAGAUUUGGAAGUUGAAACUUAACUUUUCUUAAACCCACAGCCCCACUCCAGCUGUCAUAUAAAACAGCUGCCCCACUCUAUUUUUUAAUAACAGCCUGUCUACUUAUCACCACCCUCUAACUCCGUGUUCUUUGGUCUCAACUAUAUAUAGAAAUCAAACUUUUCACAUUUUACCAUAACAAUUAAACUCUCUAACAUCAUAAAUAUCACUAGUUAAAGAAAGAAACAAAAAUAUAAAUCGAUAUGUUUUAUUCGGACCCACGUAUAGAAUCUUGUUCAUCGUUUUCUGACAGUAUUAGAGCCAAUCAUUCUGACGAGGAAGUUAUUUUAGCUUCAAAUAAUCCGAAGAAGCCAGCUGGCAGAAAGAAGUUUCGAGAAACUCGACAUCCAGUGUACAGGGGAGUGAGGAAGAGGAAUUCUGGAAAAUGGGUUUGUGAAGUCAGAGAACCAAAUAAGAAGACGAGGAUUUGGCUUGGUACUUUUCCUACUGCUGAAAUGGCGGCUAGAGCUCAUGAUGUGGCGGCUAUAGCAUUAAGAGGACGUUCAGCUUGUUUGAAUUUUGCUGACUCUGCUUGGAGGCUGCCUACUCCAGAUUCCUCUGACACUAAGGAUAUUCAAAAGGCGGCCGCUCAGGCCGCCGAAAUCUUCCGACCUUUAAAGUCGGAGGAAGAAGAAUCAGUGGUUAAAGAUCAAUCUACUACUCCAGAUGAUAUGUUUUUUAUGGAUGAGGAAGCGUUAUUCUGCAUGCCGGGUUUACUUACGAAUAUGGCGGAAGGAUUAAUGGUACCUCCACCUCAAUGUACUGAAAUGGGAGAUCAUGUGGAAGCUGAUGAUAUGCCUUUAUGGAGCUAUUCUAUAUAAUAAGUAAGUAUAAUGAGAGGAGUAACAAUGCUAAGAGUGAAGUUUAUUAGUUUCGUGCUUAAUAUUUGGAUAUGGUACGAAUUAGUGUAUAAGUAUUGUAAUUUGUAAUGAUCAUGUAGAUAUUACUAGUAUUGCUAUAUACUAUUAUAACAAAAUGGUUGAAGCUAAAUGAGAAUCAUUGGCGUAUAUAAGACUAUUGUGUGUUUUAUGACAGUUAGUCUUAGAGUUUUUUCUCAUGGUUGAAUUUGGUUAAGAAGCUGUUAAAUGCGUUGUUCCACCAGCUUCGGAAAAACAACAGACACAUACUCUAAGAAAAGCAUAAAGCAUUUGCUUCUGGUUUAAGCAACUGAGUGAAAAAGUAGAUUUGUGGAGUAUUUUUUCAAGCCGAUUACUAUGUCACAAUCAAUCAAAGAACAUUGCUUAUAUCAUAA
This is a messenger RNA of Solanum lycopersicum (tomato), 1313 nucleotides long. Lineage: Eukaryota; Viridiplantae; Streptophyta; Magnoliopsida; Solanales; Solanaceae. The record is from RefSeq and is a predicted model, not a curated record.